UGCAUCUCAUCCACAAAGGCUGCGGCUUACAAAAAAAGGGGCCUUUUGUGGAAGGGAUAAUCUGAUAAUAAAUUGACCUGUCAUUUAAGAUACAUCUGCAAGGGUCGUUUCCUAAUGUCUGUGUUUACUGAAAGGACCUUGAGGUUGGUCUGACUUCUCGGUCUCCUUCUGUUUCUUUCUCUUUCUUUUUGUGAGGUGAUGACUAACUCCUUUUGACCAGCACACUUUUCCACAGUUCCCAGUUUACUCAGAUAGAUUAAUGACUCCCCCAUUUGUGUGCGUGUGUAAGAGUGUGUGUGUGUGUGUGUGUGCCUAGUGGAGCAUCUGUGUGCAUUUCCGCCAUGAAUGGCUGGUCUUUCAGGGACACUGGCGGCUACCUGAGUUAAAACAGCCAGCUUUUGUAUGGGUCUCUGUCUACUCUCAUCUAAAGCAAAUUAGAAAUCAGGAGCGGGGAAGAAUUUGAGCUUCCUCCUGCCAUUUGCAGCGUAGCAUUAUAGUAAACCUGCCCAGUGUGCUCUUAUCUGAGACAUGUUGACUGAAAUGACUGUCAUUAUGGUGCCACUCUUUGAGCUGGUCUGUAAUGAAACCCUAGCCACAGUGAUCUCAAACUGCCAUAUUAUCAGCUAUAAAUCUUUCCCAAAGAUGCUUUCUGCAGUCCAUCUGCUUGAGUCCUUAAUCUUGGUUUAACUAUUAGCAUGUGCGGUGUGACUUCAGAGGGCUUAGCAUGUCAUGGGAAGCAUAUGACUAAAAUCAUAAUUAUACAUUAAAAAAAGGUCUUUUUCAUUACUGAAUUUACAAUUUGGUCAUAAUCAAAAUUAGUAAUAUUCAGGAAAUCCUUGAAUCUAAAACCAACAUUUCAGUCCUUGUGUUAUAUCACUGCUGAAAAGACCAGCAUGGACCAAUAUUUCAGUUCUAGUUUAUGCUGGGUAGGACUAGUUCUGUACUGGUCAGCACCAUGUUCACCCGCUGAUACUACAAUGCAUUUUUGAAGAAAUAAAAGAUAGGGUAGGCGAUUUUAGAGAGGUUUGCAAUAGCAAGCUAGCUUUAAAAGCAUAAGAUUCCACCCUGCCUGCAUAAUCACUCUCCAAAGCCAUGCCUCCUCCAAAACACAUGACCGAGCAGAGGCUAAACAGUGACAUGAUGAGAGAUGGCGUUGUUGGAGGGUUGAAUUCAAUGCUGUCAGAUCACCUCAUGUCUCAUUCACUGGUGAGAAAAUAUUACAGCACAAAGCUCAUAAUGGAACGUGCAUGGAGGUGUGCAAAUACAUAUGUUGAAAGGCAGGUAGGACAGCCCUCGGUUUGAGGGAAAUGAUUGGAUGACCAUUUUAUGGUCCUACACCUUCCGCAGAUGAUAUCAUUACAAAUAAAUACAUUUACACCAAUUAACUUAGGUAUUGCUUUUGGUAUGUGAAGAGACUUUUUCAACCAGCAUUACAAAAAAUGUUUUUGAACCAAAUGACCUGACCUGCUUUUAACUAAGAAGUUGUGACUAUUUCCUAAAACUGUAUAAUAAGUUAGUCGCCUUCUGCUAAUUCAUCAAUUCAUAAUUAAUGUAUAUAGUUCAUUCAUUAAUAAAAAAAAAAAGCUUGUAAAUGGUGUUCAUUGUAUUUAUCCAGCAUCUUUCUCCACAGUGUAAUAUCUCUGAAAUGCUGCUGUAAUGAACAUGUUAUCUCAGGACUGCUUCACUAUUAAUCCAUCAGGUUUUGCUUUAUUUGAUGUUUGAUUCAUUGCGGGUUCCCUCUUGUGUUGUACUCCUGGUUUCCCUUAUGCAUUUCUGCACAUAUGCACUCUUUAAAAAUGGUGCUGAUUGUUGACAUGCUAAAAUAUAUUGAUUGAAAUGUGUAUAUAUAUUUUUUUCAAAUGAAAUUGAAUGUAUAGAAUGUGCUGCAUGUAAGAAUAUUACUGUGCUCAACAGAAUUAUCUAAGUCCACAUCAUACUAACACGAAACCACAUGUCGAAAGCUGUUGUUCCGACAUGUUUGCAAAAGUUAGUUGGAACUAUGGUUUCAGGAAAUGCCUAAUCUGUGAAUUUACAUGUGCGACCAUAUUUGGUGUAUGAUGCUUUUGAGAAACGCACAUCAAAUUAAGACAUUAUAACUUUGUUUUCUUACUAAAUUAAACCAUUGAUUUUAAUAGACAGAAAUCUAGUUUUGGCGUGUCAUGACAUGUCCCACGUGGCAGGUGUGAACAUGGUGUUAGUUGGUGAAGAUUUUCCAACAUGGUCUUUAAAAAGCCUGGUGCUACACCAGCAUCCAAAACACAACAUAUGCUGGUCUUUUCAGCAGGAAUACAUCUGUAAAUCAGUUCUAUAAAUGUGUGGACCUGACACAAAUCUCUCAGCAUCCAUGUAGACUGUUUGAAUUAAACUUGCCAAAAAGUGCAAACUGAACAUUGACAAUGAAACCUUGUCUGUUUGCGUUUAGGUGACAAGCAUGGAUCAGAGUGUGAAGGACAAAGCUCUUCAGAGUAUGGCCUCCAUGUCCUCGGCACAGAUUGUUUCUGCCACCGCCAUCCACAACAAGCUGGGUCUUCCGGGCAUCCCGCGUCCUGCUUUCCCCGGAGCAGCAGGGUUUUGGCAGGGCAUGAUAUCCACGGGCCAGCCUGGAUCCUCACAAGACAUCAAGCCAUUUGCUCAGCAAGCGUACCCCAUCCAGCCAGCAGUCACAACUACAAUCUCAAGUUAUGAGCCCCCGACAGCGCCGGCGCCCACGAUGCCCGCCUGGCAGGGCCGAUCUAUCGGCACAUCCAAACUCAGACUGGUGGAGUUCUCUGCUUUUCUUGAGCACCAGAGAGAUCCGGAUUCUUAUAACAAGCAUCUUUUCGUGCACAUCGGUCAGACUAAUUACUCUUACAAUGAUGCCUUGCUUGAGUCAGUGGACAUUCGUCAGAUCUACGACAAAUUCCCUGAGAAGAAGGGAGGGCUGAAGGAAUUGUUUGGCAAGGGUCCUCAGAAUUCAUUCUUUCUCAUAAAGUUCUGGGCUGACUUGAACUGCAACAUUCAGGAUGAAACUGGGGCAUUCUAUGGAGUGAGCAGUCAGUACGAGAGCCCGGAGAACAUGACCAUCACCUGCUCCACAAAGGUUUGCUCGUUUGGCAAACAGGUCGUGGAGAAAGUGGAGACAGAGUACGCUCGCUUUGAGAACGGACGCUUUGUUUACCGGAUAAGUCGGUCUCCAAUGUGUGAAUACAUGAUCAACUUCAUCCACAAACUCAAACACCUGCCUGAGAAAUACAUGAUGAACAGCGUCCUGGAGAACUUCACCAUCUUAUUGGUGGUGACUAACAGAGACACACAGGAGACCCUGCUGUGCAUGGCCUGUGUGUUCGAAGUGUCAAACAGCGAGCACGGAGCCCAGCAUCACAUCUACAGACUAGUGAAGGAAUGAAGCAGCUCUUUCACACAGACUCUGGACCUCACUACAGUGGCAGUGCCUCUAGCUCAACACUCACUCAAGAUGACUUUUCCCUCACAUUUGGGUGAUGCUUAUAAUUAUAUAUAUAUAUAUAUAUAUAUAUAUAUAUAAAUAUAUUUUUUCUUUAUUAAUAUGUGUUUGACGUUUAACUGCAGCUGUGAAUCGCGGUACAGUUGUAUUAUGUUUUAACACAGGAAAGAAUGUCAAAGAAUGCGAUUCAACAUUCAUUCAUUCAUUCGUAGACUAUACAUAUAAAGUGGCAGUAUCAUUCAACUUAAAGGCUAGGUUGAGUUCGAAUGAAUCUGAAAACGACCUCAUUUAGAAUUGUAUUUUUGUUUAUCUUGAAAGCGUACACAUAUGGGUGCAGCCAUAAAUGUGUGUACAGAUGAAUACACAUGCUCGCAUACGUAGGUAUUUCUCCCAAAGUAAAAGUAUUGGAGGAAUUUCCUCCUGUAACCGAUUUAUUGAAAAGAAAAAGAAAACAAAUGAUCGUGGCCAUCGGUAAAAAAAACCGCUCCUGCAUUCCGAACGUUCAGGGAAUUCAGAAGCCCAGCCCUUGAAAAUAAUGACUCUGUACAAACUACUUUUUCUCCUUCGUUGAGGAAUUACUGCACUGUGAUAUGAAAUGUUUGUAUCAACCUGUGUCUGUUUUCAUGUGUCAUCACCUGCAAUAAGAAAAUGCAGAGAAUCGACCCCUUACUGUUGACUGUACAGCUAAACGCCUCCUGCAAACACGCUUGUGUGAAAGGUAACUCUAGAAACAAGAAGCACUGCAUUAACCACCAGGGGUUGAUGGACGAUCCAUCAGACUGACCUGAGCACUUGGACUGUGUUUGCCGCUGGGAAAGCCACACGUUUUACCAAGCCCAUCCCUGAAUGUGCUGUUCAUCCUCUGUAAGAAUCUGUCCCAGAGUUCCUGGCUGCCUUUGACAUCCCCACACAGCCCACGUCUCUGUGGCCUGAUCGAUUUCUACGACCGCAAGCCUUAAUAACGGUUGUGUGAACUCCAAAAGAUGCCACUUAAACUGUGAUCUCUUUCCUAAGCUGGAAGACUUUCUUGUUAUCGUCACUUGUUGUAGGAGUUGCACAGUACAAACCUGCCAAAGUGUAACAAUAUACAGCACAGUGCCUUAGCGUAUGAAGCGGAUGUGGAUGAGCGCAGUCGUUUUGGGGGAAAAGUAACACUGAAGGUGUGGUCACAUUUACUGUUGCUAGUCAAAGUUUGCAGAUUAAAUCAAAUGUUUUGAUAGGAAUCUGUGUGAAAAAUUCCCCAUGCAGAUUUUGCUCUUUUUCAAGUUAUUUUCAUGUGAGUUUGCUGAACUGAGCAGAUGCUUGGUUUGACAGUGACUUCUGUGUGAGCUGUGCUUUAUACAUCAAUGCAAGAAUACAAAUUUCGCUGCAGUUUAGCAAAUAUGACCACACCUUACCAUUCUACGAGUCAUCUUUAUAAAAGAGCACUGACCAUUCGGUUGACCUUUCACUCUCAGAGACGGGAGACAUAUUUAGACAUACAGAUCUUGCCUUUCUUAUAGGAAAAGACCAAAAAGUUGAAGGAGAUGCAUUGAGCUCCUCUUUAUGUUCUGCACUGUAGCAUGAAAGUGCCUUUGGUUCCAUUUUUCCAGCUUAGAAAAGACUGAUAUAGAAAACCAAAAAAAAAAAAAAAAGUGGAUGUAGGUCAAAUAUUCACCACAUUGCCUUCGUAAGAAUUUUAUAGAAAAACAACAUGGGCUAGUGAGUGGAUAUGUUCUGAAAUAAAGUUAUGUAAUAAUUAUUAAUAACACAUUUCUAUCAGCAUUUAAUUUGGUGGAUGUGGCGAACUUUUUCUUUUUUUCUUUCGAACUGUGAACUUCGGUUCCAUUCUAUGAGAGAUUUAUUUGACAUAAGAGCUUUAGCUACUUUUCAAGUGCAUAAUCAAAUUGUGUAAGUGGAAAACCUCACAGCACCUCGGAGAUUACGAUCGCUGAAUGCUGUUUGCUUUUCCCUUUCUUCUUGUUUCAAGCCAUUUCAAUGUCUUAUUUUUCUUUUGUGAAUAUAGUAAACACUAUAUUAAGUGACGCCAAGGUGUGUUGCUCCUCAGACCUUAAAGAUGGUCAAGGAUAUUAACCGCAGAGUCAUGUGUAGGCUACGUUCUUCACAGACAAAGCUGGCUUCACCAAACCAUAUCAUCUUAACUGCAUAAUUUAUUCAUGCUGUUCAUUAAAGUGGAGCGAACCCUCAAAGUGUGAGAGACUUGAGUUAGAUUUCCAGCUGUGUAUGUUGUAGCGCUUCAAGUGAACUGUGGAGUCAAGUACGCGCCAUAUCCAAACGGCAGACGAUGUUGAUUGUUUCGUGUUUGCCGUGCCUUCGCCCUUCGUUCUUGUUCACGUUUCAUAUGGAGAUCUUCCCAUAUUGUUCUACAUGUGCGCGAUGGUUUUGUGAAGAUGUCAGUAUGUAUAUUCGGAGCCCGUUUGGUUGGGGAUACUGUUAUUGCAGCGCUGCUGGUGCAUCUGCUACAUCCGUUCCUCCUUAACAGUCCCCUUCACUUCUCUAGGGAUCUGAGAACUAAUGCCUUUAAUAUGAUGAAUGUUAAACGGACAUUGUUUUGCUAGUAACGGACACUAAGCAAGGAUUUGUGCUGAAUCCGGACUACAGUAUGUCAGCAGUUUAGCUUCUGUUUUUUGAUCUCUGUUUGUAUUUUGUCUAUGUGUAGGUACUGGUACCUCAUAUGUUCAUUACCAUUUAAGAUGUUGGCUUUAAAGUGAACUUUUCUCUAGUUCGGAUAGUAUCAUAAAAAGAUAUUGGGUUUGUGUGCAGAGA
Carassius gibelio (silver crucian carp) is the source of this 6208-nucleotide messenger RNA. Its product is annotated as transcriptional enhancer factor TEF-1-like. NCBI's taxonomy places the organism in Eukaryota, Metazoa, Chordata, Actinopteri, Cypriniformes, Cyprinidae. The transcript is spliced from 9 exons. The record is from RefSeq and is a predicted model, not a curated record. Gene Ontology annotation, molecular function: DNA-binding transcription factor activity, RNA polymerase II-specific; RNA polymerase II cis-regulatory region sequence-specific DNA binding. Gene Ontology annotation, biological process: hippo signaling; embryonic organ development; regulation of transcription by RNA polymerase II. Gene Ontology annotation, cellular component: transcription regulator complex. The coding region runs from base 2432 to 3385 and encodes 317 amino acids.